Mycena citricolor is the source of this 1277-nucleotide messenger RNA. Lineage: Eukaryota; Fungi; Basidiomycota; Agaricomycetes; Agaricales; Mycenaceae. The record is from the annotation of a GenBank genome assembly.
UUACACAACGAGGACAGCGCGGUAUCUGACCUUACCGUCCCUCAGCCGAGCCAUGCCCUCCUCGACACCCUCCUUCGUCAUCGAAAACUUCUCAAUCAUCGGCUCGAUGUGGUUGCGCGCGGCAAAGUCGAGCAUACGGCGAUGGACAGAGCGGGCGGCAAUAGCCGAGCCCUGGAUGUUGAUUCCACCCAUGAUGAGGGGAAGACUAGGGAAGGACAAGUCGUCCUGGCUGACCGUCAGCGGGUAGAUCGUGCCCUUGGGCUUCAUCACAGUCAUAUACGGGGCCCACGAGGGGAUGAAGCUGGUCGUCACGAUCAGGUGGUCGAGCGGCCGCACAUUCUCGAACUGCGUCACGCCUUUCGUCGCGUGAAACUCCGACGCGCCCAGCUGCGCAGCCUCCUCCCGCUUCGAGUCGGAGCUCGAGAACACGACGACCUCCGCGCCCAUCUUCGCCGCGAACAUGACGGCCAGAUGGCCCAGCCCGCCGAUCCCGACGACGCCGACGCGCUGCGUGGGCCGGAUGUUGUAGCUCUCGAUGACCUCGAACACAGUCGCGCCGCCACACAUCAGGGGAGCGGCGUGCUCCGGAGCGAGGUUGGCCGGGACGCGGAACAGGAACGUCUCCUCCCAGACGGCGUACGUGCCGAAGGAGCCCUGGUCGAAGCUGUGCGUGCCGUACAUCUCGCGGUCCGUGCAGUACUGGUCCCGGCCUAGAGUCCAGCAAGCGAUUCAGCUCCGGUUCAAGUACAAUCUGGAGCAGACAGACAGACCCUGGAGACACUGCUCGCAUUUGCCGCAGGUCUUGUGCGUGUAGCCCCACCCGACGACGUCACCUACGCACAGCGACGACACGUCCGAUCCGAUUUUCUCGACGACGCCGACACCCUCGUGACCGAGCGCCAUGUCGGCGUGCUUGAAGUGCUCGUCGGUGCCGCAGAUGCCAGAAUGUGUGAUGCGGACCAGGACUUGGAUCCCGGUCGGCUCGGGGCGCGAGGUCGUGGCUUGGACGAUGCCAUCGGCUUUCGAGCCCUUGAAGACGGUGAAUUCGACGCUCAUGUUGAUGUUGGUGGUGAGGGAGAUGGGGGAGACAGUUAUUGCUCAGCUCCAUGCAAACGUUGGUGCGUUUUAUAUUACACCUCAUAGAUAGGCCGAUUGCAAGCGAAUGUUUUGCCGGGGUCGUUGCUGAACGAGCAAUCCAAAAAACGCAGGCGGCGGCCGACUCCCCGGCCAUUAAACCAGCCGGAGUCUCCUUGCAUGAUGUCAGCAGCCAAGAAAGG